Molecule: messenger RNA, 1253 nt
Organism: Bombyx mori (domestic silkworm)
Lineage: Eukaryota; Metazoa; Arthropoda; Insecta; Lepidoptera; Bombycidae
Product: ribosomal RNA-processing protein 7 homolog A
Exons: 2
Coding region: 283-1071 (262 amino acids)
Biological process (GO): rRNA processing; ribosomal small subunit assembly
Cellular component (GO): UTP-C complex; CURI complex
Molecular function (GO): RNA binding
Source: RefSeq, a predicted model, not a curated record
UUUCCAGUACCUACGGUAACAAUCAAAUAAAAAACUACCCUAUGAUCAUGGGUUUAAAGAUAAAAGAAAUGAAUAAACGUCAUAAUAUUAAAGUGUAUUAUGUAUGACGACUUAGGCAUAUUAUCUAUGGGCUUUGUUUCCAAGCCAGUAAAAUUAAUUAAAAAAAAAUAUCUAUGGGUAGUGUUUUUAUACUGAAAUUGAAAAAUUCUAUCGACGUGAAUACAAUUAAGAAAAAUAAACCUCACGCUUGAUUUAUCUAUAUAAACCAACAAGAUUAACAUAAUGAAAGCCACAAAACGUACUCACGAUUUCAAGGCACUUGCAUUGAAAUUGAAUGAUGAUUCAUCGUGUCCCCAUUACAUUUAUUUCAAAGAGCACUCAGUUAGAGAACAUACGAAAGAUAAACCAGCUGGUAGAACAAUUUUUAUUGUCAACGUUCCACCUUAUGCUGACGAAAAAGGCCUUACAAACGCGUUCAGCGAAGCGGGACCCAUUUCGUCAGUAAAACUUUGCAUAAAGCCUAACACAAUGGAAGAUGAUAUUCCUAAAUUUAUUUCUGAAAAACAGAAAAAGUCCUUUCAGGUUGCAUAUUUAGUUUUUGAAAAGGUGUCAGCAUUGGAUAGAGCAUUACAGCUGAGUGAAUUAAAACCCUUAAACAGUGAAAGUUAUAGAAUAAAAACUGGCAUACAAAAAUGGAUUGAAGAGUUCAAUAAAGAGAUCUUACAACCAAAAACAUUGAAAGAAAAUAUUGAAGCAUUUAUGAAGAAAUAUGAUUCCGAAACUGCUAAAGAGAAAAAGAAAGAAAAAAAAUUAGAACAGGAAGAUGACGAAGGUUGGGUCACAGUCACAAAGGGAGGCAAAAUUCAAAGUUUUGCUCGCACAGAAAAAGUAGAAAACAAAAUCUUAGAGAAAGAAGAAAAAAAUAAAAAGCGUAAAGAACUGAAGAAUUUCUAUACUUUUCAAAUUCGAGAGUCGAAAAUGAAACAUAUUGUAAUGCUCAGGCAAAAGUUUGAAGAAGACAAGAAAAAGAUAGCACAAAUAAAACAAAGCCGCCGAUUUAAACCAUUUUAAAAUAUAAAAGAAAAAAUUUAACUUUAUUUCAUUUACAUAGAUUUAAAAACCUAAUUUAUAUUAAGUAAGACUUUUCAAUAAAAAUGUAAUCUAAGUUUACAAAACCAUCUGUUUCAUGAUAACAUUUUACAAUAUAUUAAAAAUUUAUUCAAAAGUAAAAAAUAUAAAUAUUCUUAAUUGUA